Molecule: messenger RNA, 483 nt
Organism: Marasmius oreades (fairy-ring Marasmius)
Lineage: Eukaryota; Fungi; Basidiomycota; Agaricomycetes; Agaricales; Marasmiaceae
Exons: 4
Coding region: 1-483 (160 amino acids)
Source: RefSeq, a predicted model, not a curated record
AUGGACUUGCAGCUUGAGUACAGUGACUCUAAACUGGACGUCUUCCAGAUUUUGGAAGCAGCACAUUCUACCGCUUUUUUUGACAAGUUCACCCCUUCAAAGCAGCCAGCUCCUACCGUCCUACCUGCCAAAGGUGCAUCCCCCAUUGCCAGAAGUGUUCUUUUAAUGAGCAGCAGGAUCCUGAGCAAGGGGAUAAGCAAUAUGAAGUAUCAAGCGGUAAUUCUCUUGAGUCUUCAACGUCAGCUCGAAGCUUACGAACUUGCCCAUGCUGCACAGAUUGCAGCUUAUUCCUCGGCUUGGACGCUCUUGAAGGAUAUCCUUGAGUCCCAGCAUCUCUUGCACCUAGUUGGCCGAGAUCCUGUGGCUGUCCUUCAGGGACUUCGGGAGGAUGCUAACUUUGAGCUCUCUCCUGACCACUUGAAGAUGUUGGCUGGCGCUCUCGGUUGGCCCUUACCUCUUGCUGCAGACUCCAGUGUUCAUUGA